This is a messenger RNA of Adineta steineri, 1269 nucleotides long. The record is from the annotation of a GenBank genome assembly. NCBI's taxonomy places the organism in Eukaryota, Metazoa, Rotifera, Eurotatoria, Adinetida, Adinetidae.
AUGUUUACAACAACUAAUGUAGCUGCUACAACAGCAUCAGCUGGUGGUGGUGGUCCUGUUGCUGCUGCUGUUCCACCGACUUUUCAAAUAAUUAAUCCACCAGUUACUGGUUCAUCAUCGUCAACAACUUCAUCAACUUGGCGUAUAACUCCAGCAUCGUCAUCAUCAUCAUCAUCAUUAAUAAGACAACCAUCAGUUGUCUCAAUUAGAAAUGCAAGUAUGAUUGUGCCAUCAACUACUACUCUACCAAUUAAUUCAACCGGUGUAACAAUGCCAACAGUUUAUAUAGCAGCAACAACUAAUUCUCAACAAUAUAAUACAAUAACAACUGGAAAUCGUACUCUUCAAACCCCUCAAACUGUACGAAUUCUUCCGUCACCAUUACAUUCAUCAUUAUCUGCACCGACUUUAACUAUUCUAAAUAAUAGAAAUACAGCAAUAAUGAAUAACUCUCUACAAAUUGUAACAUCACCUAUUUCUUCUACUUAUAAUAUUUCCAAACCAGAUAUUUGUAUUGGUACACCUUCUCUUGGUGAAUUAGGACCAUUAAUAAUUCAACGACAAAUUACAAAUAACACUUUUGUACAACAAUCCCGAUCACUCACUACAACUGUUCAAAAUCAAAAUAUUAAUUCAAUUGACGAACAGAAAAAUGCAACAAAUUCAUGUAUAGUAAGUAAUGAUAAUAAUAGUUUAAUUAAUAAUUCCCAAGAUCAAGAAAUCGAAAUCUUUGUCAAUAAUGUUGUUUGUACAUUUGCACUUGGUUGCAAAUUAAAUUUACGUAAAAUAGCUAUGGAAGCUGCAAAUGUUAUCUACAAACGUGAUCAAGCGAUGGUAUUGAUGAAGAUUCGACAUCCAAAUUGUUCAGCCAACAUCUGGUCAUCGGGUAAAGUAACAGUAACGGGAACGACGAGUGAGGAUGAUGCACGACGCGGCGCACGACGUAUUGCUCGAUCACUGCAACGACUCGGCUUUAAAACGCAUUUUCGACACUUUCGUGUUGUCAAUUGCCUUGCGACUUGUACGAUGCCAUGGCCAAUUGAUAUUGUGAAAUUAAGUCGAACGUAUUCAGAAUGUGUGAGUUAUGAACCCGAAAUUCAUCCGGGUGCUACAGUCAGAUUGUCCGAGAAAGCUGUUCUAAAAGUAUUCACUACUGGUCGUAUAACGUUGACAGCACCGGCUGUUGAACGUAUCAAUACAGCAGUAAAUGAUUUCUAUCCACAAUUAUAUGAAUGUCGAAGACUCAAUUUUGAUGAAAGACAUUGUUGA